UGUCCAGGCUUCAAGACUCAGAAUUCGUAACUCACAGAGACAUGCUCAAAAUAGCUAUGGGAAUGUUCAACUUACUAGCAAAGACUCAUAAUGAAAAUUUUAGCUUGUUGACAAGCUUCCUCGAAAGCCAAGGGAUCCAGUGAGGGUAGCUUCCAGUUCGAAAAACUGACCAUCCUUGAUAGAGAGAGUCUUGGGACUGACUCAUUGGGUUCAACCUCCCACCAAGGAUUUUGGAAAACCCUCAAGAAGGAAAUAUUUCAAAAAAUUUGAAAGGAGCAAAUCUCCUUUCUGAAUCUGCAUAGCCCUGGCAAGAACAAGAAGUUCAAUGAGCCAACAAUUUCUUCAAUCAGGAAGGCCAAGGCUGCACCAGUCACAACCGAGAGUUCUCUCUCUUCAAGAUCAAUUUCGAAGGAUAAGAAGCCAGGCUCGCUUCCUAAGAGAGUUAAAUUAACCGGUCGAUGCACCGCUAAAAACAAGAGUAUUUAUGAAGAUGAGGUUAGCUCCAAACCAAAACAGGCCUGGCGUAAAAAGAAGAGCCUCCCUGGUCUUAAGAAAUACAGUAGCAAUAGCCAAAAGAGUUUCAACAGUACUGAGGUGAAGAGCCAUAGUGUCUCCCUCUCUGCUUCUAGAAAUGAACAAAAGAAGAAACAACAAACGAAAGUGGUUACACCAACGAUGAAAAAGACAAGGAUGUCAAGAGAAAUGAAAACCCCAAGUUUUGGCAACAACUCCGGCCAAGAUGAUCCCAAUUCCUUGUACAAAGACACUCUGCGUAGAGAGAAAGGAAUGGAAAUCUCAGCUGCCACUGAGAGAAAAGACCAAGAACAGGAUGAACCCUGUAAAGAGAUCGACAUUUCAAGAUUGAAGAAGUCAACAAUGCCAAGUCUUGAAAAGAAUUCCUUCGGAGCGAUCGAGAGCUCCAUCGCAAAUGAGGAAAGUCUGAUCCAAUAUGCCAGUAUUAUGGGUCAUAAGAAGCGGAUUCAGGGAAUCAAGAAGAGGAGUCUUUGAAAUUCCAAAAAUAUCUCAAACCACUUCAUAAAGCCAAGGUCAAGCAUUAGAAACCAGCAGAAGCUGGUUUCAGAAGCAAACUCUAAAACUUUUGAAGAUAAUCGUAAUUUUGAACAGUUUGAAACUAGCAAACUUCCUAAGAUAAACUUUGAAGAAAGAGGGCUCCCUCAGAAUCACAGUGCAGAACGAAUUGAUAGAGCUAAAGCUCAAGCAACUGCUGAAUAUUCAGCAGAGAAGGAUCGCUAUAUCAGGUAUGAACUUGCUAGUCACAGCAGUAAGAGGGAUUCGUGUCCGAAUUCCAUGAGCGAUAGUGUCAAAGGCAAAAAGGAAGACUAUGAUUACUACAUUGACAGACCUUUCAACUCUAUUGAUGAGUCAAACAAGCUGAAUAAGACAAAUACCCCAAGUUUCCACUCAGAGAAUAGCAUCAAGGUGAAGAAAAUGAUAGGUAACGAGAUCAUUCGUGAUGCAGUUUCCUCAACAGGAAAACUACAGAAAAAGCUUACUCUUAAAAAGGGUAACUGCAGGAAGGCAAAGAUCUCAGCCAUGAUCUCUAAAGAGUACAAAGAGGACCUAGUUCAAGGUUUUGAUGUUGCCAGAAAUAGGAUAGGCCAGAGUAACAGCUUUGAAGUCAAGCAUCGCAACCUCCAGUCUCUAAAUGACUCUUCUAAAGAAAUCCAUUCCUUAAGAGGGCUUCCUUCUCAAGAUAAACGAUCAAGGCAUUCCAGAUCUAGUAAGAAUGGGCUAGCUAGAAAAGACAUCCUUGGAUCAACUUAUGAGAAACAGUCCAUGAUUCUCAUUCAAAAUUCACAAGGAAUGGGCCUUCAUGCUUCAGAUAUGAGGAAUAUAAAUGCGUAUACAAACCAGAAGUGUAGGAAAUCAGAAAUUAAAGGUUACUAUAAAAAGCAGCCGAAAUAUUUCAAGAACAUGAACAUGCCAGCUUCACUGCCAAGCCACCAAACCAGCGUCCAGCCAUGGCCAUCGAAAAGAUAUAGUGCAACUCAGGAAUCAAAUACUUCUUCGAAAGAAGAUGUUCAUAGGGCAUCUUCUGAGUUGCUCAACUCAGAAGAGCUAAGGUGCUCUUCAGGAGUAGCUGUCUCCUACAAUGACAACAAUUUGCUUGAAAAAGAGCUUGAAAAUGCUGAAUCGAAUAAGGUCCAGCAGAGAAUAAUGAAUAAUAAAUACAACACGACUUCUAAUGAUGGGCUUACUCACCUCAUGCUGACUGCUGAGGACAGAGUUAGAGUGAAGAAAUACGACCCCAAAGAGGCCUUUGUCCCAGUGUAUAAAGAUAGAAUAGAAGAAGAUAAGGAUGAAGACAAUUACACCUCCAAUUUUGACUCCCCAAGCUACCAAAAAGGUAUGGUUAAGUCUGCCGUGAUGCUCCCUGGGAAGGUCCUUGACAAAAUAAUGGGCUAUUAUGGUGAUAGAAGAAUCAUGAAUUCCCUCUGUAGAGGGAUCAAGCAUAAGCUCAAGAUUCAUAAUGAUAUCGAAACCCAGAAAAUUGAGUUUCCUAAAAUAUUAAGCGAAUCUUCAGAUAAUCAAGAAAAUGAAAUAUUCAAAAUAUCCAAGUCUCUUAGAGCUGACUACGAUAGCGAGUGGUGAAGGAAUGAUUGGGAGAGUCUAGUUAAUGCAAUUCAAAACUCUGAGCUUUCUCCGAAAGACCUCAUAGUCCUGAACCUCUACUUUACAUUCAUGGGAAUAGAUCUUUCCUUUGAGAACCUACAAGCCGAGCUACUCAGAGCUUUAGAAGAGACUAGAGGAAGGUGGUAUUCAGAGUUCGACCCAGACAUCAAGUUUACUUUCAAUGAUAACAACGUAGAGAAGAUAAGAGAGCUCCUAAUAGGCCUAAAUCAUGAAAACUUUGUUUCCUCUGAGGUCUCCCAGCUAGGCAUCUUCGAUGUAUUCACUAAUAUCAUCAUUGAGGCUCUUCAAUUCUUAGAGUUUAUUCCAGGCUAAAAUAAUAGGA
Molecule: messenger RNA, 2977 nt
Organism: Moneuplotes crassus
Lineage: Eukaryota; Ciliophora; Spirotrichea; Euplotida; Euplotidae
Source: the annotation of a GenBank genome assembly